This is a messenger RNA of Purpureocillium lilacinum, 1569 nucleotides long. RefSeq lists its product as uncharacterized. Lineage: Eukaryota; Fungi; Ascomycota; Sordariomycetes; Hypocreales; Ophiocordycipitaceae. The record is from RefSeq and is a predicted model, not a curated record. Gene Ontology annotation, molecular function: transmembrane transporter activity. Gene Ontology annotation, biological process: transmembrane transport. Gene Ontology annotation, cellular component: membrane.
AUGGAGAAGUCAGGCACUCUUGAAGAGAUUGAAACGUCCACGGGGCCGAAACGAGAGGACCCCGAGCCAGGUGUCGUUCCGUUACAGAGAGAGCGAGUUCAAUUGACGGAUGCCGAUAAUAAAAGGAUCUUACGGAAGACGGAUAAGCAUAUCUUGACGCUCCUCUUCUGGAUAUACUUCUUGCAAAUAUUCGACAAGGCCGUCUUCGGCACUGCGGCACUCUUCCACCUCAAGGACGACGUCGGCCUGACGGGGACGCAGUUUUCUCUCGUGGCGUCAAUCUCCUCCAUCGCGCAAUUAGCAUGGCAGCCCUUUUCGAGCUUCCUCAUAGUCAAGGUGCCGCCGCGCAUCCUCAUGCCCACUCUCGUCUUGGGCUGGGGCAUCGCCGAGGCCACUAUCGCUGCCGGGCACAGUUUUGGCUCUCUCCUUGCGUCGCGCUUCUUUCUCGGCCUUUUUGAGGCAGGCUGUCUGCCACUAUUCAGCAUCAUUACGUCGCAGUGGUAUCGUCGCGUCGAGCAGCCUCUUAGAGUUGCGGUAUGGUACUCGAAUAACGGAACAGCGACGAUCCUAGCGGGGAUUCUGGCGUAUGGGCUGGGUCACAUCCCGUCUGAUUUACUCAAGCCCUGGCAGAUCAUUUUCCUCUUCGCCGGUCUGUUAACGAUUGUCAGCGCCCCUCUGGCGUACUGGAAGCUCGACAAUGGUCCCGAGUGGGCUCGCUUUCUCACAGAGCUUGAGAAGAGGCAGGCUGUAGAGAGGCUCCGGGCGAAUCAAACCGGAACAGGGUCCCGCAAAUUUAAAUGGUCUCAUCUUCUGGAGCUCGCUGUUGAGCCCAAGAGCUACCUUUGGAUCGGAUUAUCCCUGUUGCUCAACAUUGGCGCUGCUGUGUCGGGCACGUUCGGGCCGCUUAUUCUCUCCGGUUUCGGUUUUGACGCUUUCCAGUCGUCACUCCUUAACAUGCCCUUCGGUGCCGUCCAGCUCAUCGUCAUCUUAUCGAGCUGUUGGAUCGUGCAGAAGGUGCGCCUCCGAUCCGUGACGCUAUUCGGCUUCAUGAUACCCGUUCUAAUCGGAUCUGCCAUGCUCUACGCACUGCCUCGGGGGCCGUCUCAUCAAGGCGCCCUGCUUGCUGCCUACUACCUCAUAGCGUUCCUCUUCGCGGGCAAUACGCUUCUCAUAUCCUGGAUAGUGGGCAAUACGGCUGGUACCACUAAAUCGUCCGCAACACUUGCUCUGUUCCAAGUGGGCUCAUCCGCAGGCAAUAUCAUUGGCCCUCUUCUCUUCAACAGCGACGACGCGCCUUUAUACCACAGAGGCCUGCGCGCCAUUCUUGGAGUAUUCGUGGCGUUUCUCUGCUGCGUUAUCAUUCAACUCGGGAACCUCUUCAUUCUCAAUAAGGUCCAGGCCAAGAAGAGGGUGCGCAACGGCAAACAUGCCUCCAUCCUGGAUCACUCUAUGACGAGCUCGUAUGAAGGAUUUACUGAGGCAGACAUGACAGAGACCGGGAGGCUAGGGGACAAUGCGUUUGACGACUUGACUGAUGGGCAAAACGAUGAGUUCAUAUAUUUGUACUAA